Dicentrarchus labrax (European seabass) is the source of this 7750-nucleotide messenger RNA. RefSeq names its product ankyrin repeat and fibronectin type-III domain-containing protein 1 (gene ankfn1b). Gene Ontology annotation, biological process: signal transduction; regulation of establishment of bipolar cell polarity; establishment of mitotic spindle orientation. The record is from RefSeq and is a predicted model, not a curated record. Gene Ontology annotation, molecular function: protein binding. Gene Ontology annotation, cellular component: spindle. NCBI's taxonomy places the organism in Eukaryota, Metazoa, Chordata, Actinopteri, Moronidae. The transcript has 23 exons. The coding region runs from base 460 to 4674 and encodes 1404 amino acids.
CACACAAGAAGACAGAUGCUCAGCCACCACCUCUCUCAUCCCCUCUCUCUUAGUCUCUCUCUCUCCUCCUAGUUUGCUGUCCAGUGAGGAGGCUCCUCCUGCUGUGUCGCCCGGUAGGCAGUUACAAACGUUACUAUUUUGAGAGAGUCAGUGUGUGUGCGUGUGUGCGCGCUCUCUGCGUGCGGGAGCAACGAAUCGAAAGAGGAGAGAGGCAGAGAAAAGGCAGAGCGGGGUUUGGCUUGUUCUUCUGCACAUGAAGUGCUGGGCAGAAGAGGGAUGAAGCAGCGCAGGGAGACUCGGACCCGCUGCUGACGCUGUGCCACUGAAUCCAGGUAGAAGAAGACAGUAAAGUCAGGAGGUCGUGUGUCAAGGAGCUUUGAAGAACGGAACCAAAGGGAUAAAAAAGGGGAAAGAAGGCAAAAGGAGAGAGGGAGGUGGAGGUGAGCGGAGAGAGGAAAGAUGGCGAGUUUUGGGAAACUCACAGACUACUUUAAUCGCCGUAAGUCUCAAGAGGAGCUGCGGGUGGGCAGGAGCACGCAGCGCAGUGGCAGUUACUGCUGCACUGUGGCAGAGGCCAGAUCAUUGGAAAGGAAGCUGCAGAGACCCCUACUGGCUAAGUCCCGUACUCUCCCCAGCAUCCCCCAGUCUCCUACAGUGUCCAGGGUCCAUCACUCUGAUCUCAUUGGCGGGAGUCCUCCUCGCAGGAAGAACCCGCCCGCUGUCAGCAGCCACCCGAAGGCCUGCACUCUUCCACCCGCAGGGGAGCUGUGGCGUUUGGAGGAUGAUAUGGAGGGCGAAGAUGAGCCUGGGCAUGGUGGGUGCACCGAGACCCGGCCUCGCUCCCAGUCUCCCUUUUCCCACUUCCGGGCGCGAGCUGCCUACCUCCGCAAGAGCGUCUCAGCAGACGACCACCUGGACAUGGGCUCAGACUACAGCCCUGGGGCCGCAGUCGAGAGCAAACCAACCCGUGGCAGUAAGGGCAAGCUGAAGAGAAAAUUUAGUCUGGGCUCGGCUGACAGAAAGGAGAAUCAGCAUAAGAAGUCAGAGUCUGGAAUUUCCAAACUUACCCAUCGUCUAUCCCUCAAAGAGCGUGUGGCCAAAGCAGAGAAGACUUCCUCAGACAGACCUCCGUCCUACAGGAGACGAUCUCUAAGUGUGGACUGGGCUGACACUGCCAAGAUGACGCAGCCCAUGAGGGGGGACCAGGCCCACCAGCCUGCCCCAGCCCGCAAGUCAGCCAGCCUGUCCUCGCCAAGCGCGGCUCGCCGCCUAUACCGCAACUUGUCUGGAAAGUUCCGUGUGGGCACCAACCCCCCGGCCCUGGAGGACAGUGUGGUGUCAGGACGGGGAGUAGACAAGGAGAGGCUGCGCAAAACCACCAUAUUCCAGAGUAAUGAGACGUUGUUUGAAGCAGUGGAGCACCAGGAGUUGGACUUGGUACAGCUGCUUCUGUCCCAGUACAGUCUGGAGGAGCUGGACCUCAACACCCCAAACAGUGAGGGCCUCCUGCCCCUUGAUAUCGCUAUCAUGACCAACAAUGUGCCCAUGGCCAAGCUUCUACUGCGUGCUGGUGCCAAGGAGAGCCCCCACUUUGUGAGUCUGGAGGGCCGAGCAGUGCAUUUGGCCACCUUGGUGCAGGAGGCUGAGCAGCGAGUGUCGGAGCUUCAAGCCCAGGUUGGAAGCGAGGGUCCUGGUGAGCGGGAGGGAUCUGACCGGGAGAGGCAGCUAAAGGCCUGGGAGUGGAGGCUCCGGCUCUUCCGACGCAUGCAGACGGGCUUCGAGCAUGCUAACCCUCCAGACGGUCCCAGUGUAGUUCGCCUGUCUGUCAGCAGCAGCACCAGUCUAAGGGUGGACUUCCAGGAACCGCUCUGUGUCAACUCUGCUGUUGUUACCAAGUACAAAGUGGGCUGGAGCAAUGCUCCUUCACUCAGUCCUUUGCUGGGUGAGAUGGUGGUGGAGGACACCACGCUGCUACAGUGCAACAUAACUGGACUCACUUCUGGGACCUAUUACUAUGUCCAGGUGUCAGCCUACAACAUGAAAGGCUGGGGGCCUCCACUAGUUUCCAUCCCUGCCUGCGCUGCACCUUCCAGUUGGAGGGAUAUCGAUGGCCGGGCUCCACAUCAGAGAGGCCAGAAGGAGGCACUGGACCAGCUACUUGGGCAGAUAAAAGAAGCUCACCGCCACUGUGUCUGCCAUGAACAAUGCAAAGCUCCACCACAAGGAAGGAAGCACUCAGUAUCCAAAAGCCUGCGCCACCUCUUCCAACCCACCAGCAAAUUUGUUAAAAGCUUGAAAAGAGGUCUCUAUCUAACAUCGAUAUUCUACAGAGAUGACAAUGUGUUGGUGACUCCAGAGGACCAGAUUCCUAUUGUGGAAGUUGAAGAUUCCUACCCCAGCUCCCUGAUGCAGGACUUCCUCUGGUUUACCAAGGUAUCGUAUCUAUGGGAGGAGAUUCCCUGGCUACAGCAGUGUCUCAGUCCUUCCCAGUCGUCCUGUUCUUGUACUCUGCAGACACGCCUCAAGAUGCUGCAGGCUGUGUCCCAGCUACAGGGAAUGCUUGGAACCCAGGACCUUGGCCAGGUGUAUUUUGAGCCAAUCAAAGACAAGCAUGGUAAUGCCCUGCUGGUGCUCCUGAAGGACAUGAGUGCCUGUCCCAACCUUGAUGGGGUUCGCUGGACGCAGCUUUGUAAACUCCAGCUCCAACGCAAGUCCAUCUCGUCCCCUGAAGAACCCACUGCCUUGGACAUGCUUCUCAUCACACUCCAUGAGAAGCUGGCAUAUCACAGGCGGAGCAGGAAGAUGUUGUCUCCAGGCUUAUACCUGGGCUAUCUGAAGCUGUGUACAUCAGUGGAGCAAAUCAGAGUGCUGGUGCCCCAAAAACUCCCCAACGUCCUCUGUCACACCAAAAUUCGGGACAACAGCAACGUAUCCAGAGAGGAGUGGCAGUGGCUGCAGGCUCUCAGCUCUCUGGAGGAGUCGUUGGAAAUGGACGAUGAAGUACAGAGUGCUCCACAUCGCCUCCUACAGGACCUGCGCAGCGCCCUCAAGGACCUGAUGGCACACAUUAAUGUCCCUGGCAAUCAGGCACAGGACUUCCGUAUCUACAGCCAGGAAGUGUUGGAGUUUGGGGAGAAAGUGUCUUUCCUGCUCCUCCUGCCACCUUCAGAUGAAGUGUGCACAGCUCCUGGUCAGAAUAACCCAUACUCACCCCGCUCUGGCUUCCUCACCUUGCCCCUGCAGAUCUUUGAACUGGUCCAUUUUAAUGCCUAUUGCCCCAGUUUCAUUGGCCAGUACUGCAGAGUAUCGGCUUUGCUUGAGCUGGAGUCCCUCAUGUCCCAGCAGGCACUAAGGGAGGCUUUCUCUGAGGCCGAGCUGCUUGCUGCUAAGAAGAAACACCAGCAGGUCCAGGAACACAUGCAGCAAAUGGAGGAGGUGUGGCGUGAUGCAAGGUGGAUCAUGGAUGCCUUGCAGUAUGCCCGCUACAAGCAGCCAACGGGAGGCAUCUCCAUAAGCUGGAUAAUUGACUUCUCCAAGGAAGUGUUGCCCGAAAAGCCUCCCUCCACCUCUUCUCAGCCAGACUUCAUGCCCUCCCCCAUGCCUUCACCCGAACCUUGCCGUAAGCACUCAGAUUUUGUUGGACUAUCAGACGAGGAGGGCUCCUCUGAGGUCUUCCUCACCACCGACAGUGAUUACGACUCCAGCCGUGCCCAGAGUCCCCGUGAGCUGGACCUGUUGCCCCCCUCUCCCCUCUCAUCGUCUGCACCGCUGGAGCCCUGCGGUUUCUUGCGUAGCGAUGGGAGCAGCUCAGGAGGAGGGAUGUGUCUCAGCGGGGGUGGACGUGGAGGGGGGGGGCUAAGGGAUUCCACGCCAGAUGUCCUCCAGGCCUCGGAGCCACAGCACGGGAGGGAAGGUGAGCGGUGUGGUGGAGGGGGAGGAGUCCGGUGUGGUGGGGAAAGGCGAAGGGGCGCCCCGGAGCUGUUUGACAGUGACUUCAUCCUGCCUAGCAGGCAGAUUGAGCUGUUGCACAUCACAGAGAAGAGACAGGCCUUCUGUGUGAGAACCAGCAGCCUGGAGUUCCCUUCCACCACCUCAGCCCAACACCAGCCUUACUGCUACCACACUAAUUGCCCCUCGCCGUCCACCUCGCCACAGCGAAGAUGGCACAGGCCCUCGUCAGUGGACCGCUGUUGCUCGGCUGAGCGCUGCCUACCACUACUUCCACCAGCGCGUACACUAUCAGAGGACAGUGGCACACAGAGACUCUCCUCGCCAUCACCUGCUGCCCUCAGGAAAGGCUGUCAUGCCACGCUCAGAGUGUACCCACAGUACCGCACAGGCCUGCCAAAGGAGACCAGUGUUAAGCUUUGUGUGACUCCAGGAACAUCAGCACGGGAGAUGAUCCAGCUGGUGGUUCAGGAGAUGAACAUUGUGUCUCGACGCAUGCUCGGCAGCAGUGGAGGCGGUGGUGAACAGGAGCAGUGCGUGUACUACAGUCCUGAACAGUUGAAGCACUUUAGCCUCGUGCUGGUUGUAGACAAUAGAGAAAAGUGGCUUCAGGAUGAUUUCUGUCCCCUGGAGCUCCAAAAUCCCUGGCUGAGGGGCAAACUUUGCGUUCGCAUUAAGGAGUAUUCACCACUAGCGCUCAAACACAGCCGGGCCACCACAGUGUGAUACUUCCAGUAGAGACAAUGAGAUAAAGUUUUAACAUUUAAGAGUUCCUGCCAUGUGCAGAUCCUCUUUCGAUAAAUGUGUAUGGAAAUUAAGGAACUGUUACAUUUGUACAAACAGGCUCCUAACAGGCUUCUAAACUCUACACUGUUUUCUCUCUCACUGUGGUGUUACCGUCCACAACUGCAGCUAUAACAUUUUGGCAUAUUUUCUGCUGCGUUCUUGUUAUCUGAAAGGCUUCUGUUUCCAUGAAAUGCGUUCCUCCCGUACGCAGGACCUUUUUUAUGAACAUCAGAGGCUCUCAUAUGGACACCAAAUGAACAAUAACAAAAUGGAACAAAGAGAAAAGAGUUUUUUGUGCUGUCAGAAAUCAUUGUGAAAAAUAUUGUGAUGCUGAGCAAGAUUAAUGGAGCGUCACUUUGACUUCUGGCAUGAUUGACGCCGGCACAUCGGGCCGUGUGUGUUGCCAAAACAAGAUGGGCAACAUCAUCUUCUCCCCAGCCACACGCGGAUAAGGCUUUUCCUAUGAACUCUCUCAUUGUGUCAUUCCCAAAGAGCUGUCGGCUGCAGCCGCCCGGCCCCAUGUUCCCAGGAUGUGGGCUCUGGACCCGGCCCAGAGGGCAGGAAGGAAGUGAGAAGUACAGAGGGGGGCUGGCGUCUCCGCUUGGGGACGCAAUCGCCCCGACGAUUUGGCCCGUCAGCCUGUCACUCAACUGCUCUUGGCCACUGUACUGUCUGGUAGCAAAGCAGCCAAGCAAGGGAGAGAGAGCUUGAUAGAGAGUGAGAGAGAGAGAGAGAGAGAGAGAGGAGGAGGGUAGAGGCUGCAUCUCUUAGAACCUGGCACUCGCUCUCUGGUGCUCUUUUUCUCUCUUUCGCAGCAACGAAUCCUCUGUAUAGCAGACUCAGUCGUAGUGUAGCUUACAAGUAUGAUCAUCUCAUUUUGUGAAGUAACACAAAAUAAAACCAGCUAAAUUGGAUUGUCACUACACUGAAAAAACAAGCAAUACUUGAUUCUUUUUGUUUUUCUAAUAGAUGAAAAAAGCAUGUAAACCUUCCAGAAUUGUGCUGAGUACAUCUAAGGUACUGUAGUCAUGCUGUGCUAAAAGUGAACCAGUUCAGUGUUUUGUUGUGUUUGGUUCAAUGGUAUUCCCAGAUGCAUCGGAAAGUGGUGCCCGUCAGUCUAGAGCAGGGUCUCCCCAAGGGGAUUCUAGUGUGAAAGGGAUGACUCAAGUUGUUAAGAGGGCCCCGUGUUUGUUAGCAAAGUAACAUACCUGGUAUUCCAAACUGUCUCCUAAACUGCUUCAAAAUAAGACUAAUACAUGAAAGGACUUAACUGUACGAUGGUUAAAAUAAAUAUUUUAGAAACCCUCGACAAACCACUACGACUUACAAUGCAGUGGUCAUGUGACCAAUGGAGAAUAUUGGAGGCAUCAGUAGGCUAGUUUUUGGUCGCCUUGCUAACUUUUUGGAGAAGUUCGACAUUAAAGAUGCAGAUAACACAACUGUCCCUAAAAAAAACAAGUAAAACUGUACUGCAAAGUAAAAAAACGCAGUAAAUCUUUAUCACAUUUCUUUAUUCUUUCACCUCUAUUUAGUUUUGACAAAUGGUGAUUUUAACAAUGCAAACAAUUAUAAAGAAUAAUUUACAGACGUCUAACAAGCAUAUUAUAUGACAUUAUAUGUAUUAUACAACAAUUUCUUACUUUGAGAAUGCACACAUGGAGAUGCAGACCAGUUUGAGCUCCAAUGCAAUUUCAUCAAAAUGUUUUAACGUAUCGUCCCCUUUCUUUUGAUGUUUUAAUCAAAACAUAGGGGACGGUACGUUUGGUGAAUAAAGCAUGGUGUACUUGAGAAGAGUCCUGCUAUGUGUCUUAAUUUUGAUGGAAUUGUAUCUAUUAUAAAUAUUCAUGCAAACAUCAUUUCUAGUUAAUAGUUAGUUUAAAAAAACCCAUCUAGAGGGUCCCUUCAAUCAACAAAACAUAGUUAUGUGACCCUCACCUUGCAAGUUCAGUCGAGAGCUUCCUGUGACACCCGAAUUCUGUGUCUAAUAUGUCGAUUACCUUAAUUACCAAAACACUGAUGGAGGUAUUGUACUGAUGUGUUGAACUAUAUUAAUAAACCAGGGCCUCUUAACAAUAGAACCCAUCCCUUUUCGCUAAUUAUUGGGAACCUGUGCCAAGUUUUGGUUUCUCUGUUCACACUAUACAGUCUAUGAAACCUCACCUUAUAUCUGAAACAGGACAGUCUGUGCGUUGUUUACAUCCAACUCCACAUCUCACACUCACAGGAACUGCAGGCUGUUGUCUUUUAUUUAUUUUUUUAUAUGAGCUGUUUUUCAGCAUCUUAUAAAUACUUUUUCCUGCUGUAAGACAUUAAGCCAGCUCAGCAACACCAUACCAUUAUAAUAACCUGCAGCAUUUCCAAAUGUAGCACCAGAAAGGUCCAAAAGAGGAGAGUUUGAUGAAAAUCAGUGGACCAGGCCUCAGUUACUGUAGCAUUACAGGUUCACAGGAUGCUGUCGAACCUGUCACAGGGGGAGUUAACAGUGGCAUCUCUCAAAGUGUUUACAGAGUUUAGUUUCCUUACACCUUCAAAGAUGUGUUUAUGUGUAACUACUGUAUAAAGAUGUCUUAAGACAAACUGAUGUUAAAAGUUGUAAUUGGUUUUACUCUUGUGUUAGCGCUUAGAUGUCUUCUUUAUUCACAUUGUUAAAAGCGGUUUUUACGAGGGCCAACUGCAAAAACAAAUCACACAACAAACCGAACAAUGUACAUAGACAAACAAGAGCAGGGGAUGAAUGUACUGUAUCUGCCCUAAAUAUGAAAGUAAGUGAAUGUGGGGCUGUCAUCACUAAAGGGGUUAAAGGUCAGUAAAGUUAUAGGCAGGAGUCUGUCUUAAGAUUAUGCUGAAGGGGAAGAGGGGGGGCUCGAAUUCCCUCUCCAGUCAAAAAAUAAAGUAGAAGCCCCAUGUUUACAAGGAGCUGUUGGCAGAUCCAUCAGGCGAAGUCAUGAAGGAGACAUCACGUCACUUUUUUAAAAUCUAUUUUUAUUGAACAAUAAAUGAAUAUUACAAAAUAAAA